AAUAAGGAAUUUAUAAUUAUUGAAAGUUAAGCUACCAACUCUUUUUAUAUUUUCCAUUGUAACAGAAGGCUUUUAGAAUCCUAUAUCAAAAAUUGAAAGCAAAAGCUAAGGAAAAGGGAGGAUUGAUUCGGAAAGUAGAUCGAGACGAUAAACACUGCCGGAUUUCACCACGCCGCCACCAGCUGUUGUAGACACUGCUCGCUCGGCGCCACCAUCUCCUUCCGUCGCCAGCAGCCGUGUUUGGUGUAAGCUCAAACAUGUCGGAGGCCCUCCUCUUAUUGGCGAUACACAAGAUGGAAAAUUGCCUCUCAUAUAAGGAUGAAAGAGAUGAGGAAAUUGAAAUGAUAAUUAAAGAGAUGAGAGAGAUUGUGGAUAUUGUGAGGGAUAAGAAAUUGGAAGACGGGAGAAUCCUAAAUUUUUUAGUAUCUGGCCUCGUGAACGUGGCUGACGAGGCCAUCAACCUUUUCAAAGAAGUUUACACCAGUCGUUGGGACUUAGCAUCCAUCCAUAGUUGGAUGGGAAAGAUCAAAAAACGGAUGCUUGAGCUGGGAGAUGAUGUGCCCAACAUGACAUCAUCAAAAAAUGUUGACGACGAAGAAAAUGACAACUACGUGGUGGGCUUGGAGGGAGAUGUCAAAUUUCUGCUUCGCAAAAGGAUUAUUGGUGAUGGGGAAUUAACGUGGCCUGUUGUUAUCAAAGGGAUGGCUGGUAUUGGAAAGACAACUCUUGCCAGAGAGAUAUUCAACCAUCCAACCAUCGUUAAACACUUCGACCGCCGUGCUUGGGUAUCUAAUUGUACUCACUUCAUUACUGCGGAAGAACUACUUAUCAAAGUAAUACAACAGGUAGUAGUAGAAGAUCCUCAGAAUCUCCAUACAUCUUCCUUAUUGGAGAAUAUGGACAACGCAAGCCUCCGAGAUAUGCUUUCCCAACACCUGCAAGGAAAGAGAUAUCUUAUAGUUCUCGACGACGUGCCCAAAGAAAUGAGCUUGAUUUCUAUCUUUCAAGCCCUUCCACUAGAAGAAAAUGGAAGUAGAUUGCUGCUCACAAGUCACACGACACCUCUCGACAUACCUUUAGACUACCAAGGUGUUUAUAAGAUGAAAUUUUUGGAUUCUAAGAACAGCUGGCAAUUGUUUCUGAAAACAAUAAACCAUGGCAAUAAAUUAACGGGUGAGCACAAAUUCCCAAUGCAUUUGGAGCAUAUGGGAAAACAAAUGUUGAGAAAAUGCGGCGGUCUGCCAUUAGCUAUAAAAGAGGUGGCAAAACAAUUAGCAGAAAAGAAAGUGUCAGGUGGGAGUGAAUGGGAACAACUUCUUGAAUCAGUUGAUUUUGGUUCAACAUUGAAGUUAUUGGAACCAUUUUAUCUUCAAUUGGAUCCCAAGCUGCAGUCAUGUUUCUUGUCUAUGGCCUUCUUUAAGGAAAAUACUACUUUGAGGGCAGAAAAGUUGAUACAGAUUUGGGUUACCGGAGGAGUAGUAGAGGAUUCAGAAGAUGGGUGUGGACGAAUUUUAGAGGAUUUAGUCAAUGACUCUUUUAUUGAUUAUGUCAAUGACAAGAGAACAAAGUAUAUCAUGAAUGUUGUGCUACACAUGCUAUCCAUCCAAAAGGCAGAGGAGAAACUAGGUUUCGAGAUCCUAAGGAACAAUGGAAAUAAUCGGCCCUCUGAGAGUCCUCCUCAUCAUCGUGUUAUCAUUUGUAGCAGAGACAAGUUCAACUACUCCACAGAUCAAGAUAAGCUUCUUGUUUCUCUCUUCUUCCAUGGAGGUGGCUACUUGGACGCUAGUCCAUCUUAUUGGAAGAGCUUUGAAAAACUUAAGAUACUUGAUUUGGAAGAUUUUGGAUUGAAGGUUUUACCAGAAAGUAUCGGCACAUUGAUGGAAUUAAUAUACUUGGGGCUGAGAAAUAAUUACAUAAAAGAGCUUCCAGAGACGUUGGGGUGGUUGAAAAAGCUUGAGGUUCUUGACAUAGCUCAAAACUUCAUGGUGGAGGUGCCAGUUGUUAUAUGGGAAUUGCAUAGCCUUCGCCAGCUCUACAUGUCUAAUCUGAUUUGCCGGAAGCCUUUGAAUAUUGACACGCUGGAGUAUCUGGGGACCUUAACCUACGUCACGAUUGAUAAUUGUAUAAUUCUGAUCUCGGGCUUAAGAAUGUUUUCUGUGUUUAAGAAAUUGGGCAUAGAAGGAUUGGAUGGAAACUCAGAUGUAAGCAAGCUCUUUGUGUCAUUGGCAGACUUGUUUCUUGAUCAUCUAAUCUUGAGAGGAUAUCGUUUCAGAAGCAUGCCUUGUUUGGAUGAGCUUGGUAUUCUGCAAAGUGUUCGUACACUCAAAUUGGAUGGACUCCUUGCCACGUUACCAAAUAAUCUCCCUCCAAAUAUUGAAUCGUUGACGUUGAUUGAUAGCUGUCUUGAUGAAGACCCCAUGCCACUACUAGCCGAGAAGUUACCCAAGCUCAAAUACCUCAAAUUACAUAAUGCAUACACUGGUCAACAAAUGGUGAUUUUGGAUGACAGUUUUCCCUUGCUACAAAUCCUGUGCAUCGAAGAGUUAUGGAAUCUGAGAAAUGUACAUUGUGGAAAAUAUGCAAUGCGUACGCUUGAGAAAUUAGAAAUCCAUGAUUGUCCAUAUCUGGAUACCGUCCCGGAAGAGAUUGUGAUGCUGGCUUGUUUCAAGGAGUUAAAGAUGGUGACAACCAAAAGUAUUGCAACAAAGAUGAGGGAUUCAAACUUAAGGAUUGUGAAUUCUCCGUUUGGUGGUUGUGUGUUUGUAAAUGACAUUUAG
Molecule: messenger RNA, 2777 nt
Organism: Salvia miltiorrhiza (redroot sage)
Lineage: Eukaryota; Viridiplantae; Streptophyta; Magnoliopsida; Lamiales; Lamiaceae
Product: disease resistance RPP8-like protein 3
Exons: 4
Coding region: 258-2777 (839 amino acids)
Biological process (GO): defense response to other organism
Molecular function (GO): ADP binding
Source: RefSeq, a predicted model, not a curated record